UUGAAGAUUGUGUAUGGCUCAUUCUCUUGUGUUCUCCAUCCUCUCAACCACCUCACAACCUUCGUCUCUCUAUUGUUCUCCAAAGCCUCGCCUCCGCGCUCAUCGUCGGAAAAUACAAUUCCGUCGAGUGAUGGAACCCAAUGGAGGAGGAUCGAGCAAAGCUGUCGUCCCAAAGGUGACAAGCUCUACCAAUAGCUCGGUUCCACCCGGAGGUCCAAGAUUACCUACACCCAAUAUUCCUGCGUGGGCAAAAUGGGCGUUGGGUUCCAUAAUUUGCUUGGCAGUGCCUUUCUAUAAGAAAGUACUGAAGAUAGAAGACGGAGUGGGGAAAGUCGCGGAAAAAGUGGUUGACACGGUGAAGGAGGUGGCCGGAGUGGCCGAGAAGGUCGCGGCCGAUAUUUCGGAAGCGCUGCCGGAUGGUAGCCGUCUAAAGAAAGAGGUUUCGGAUAUCGAACGUUUCGUAGAAAAAGUAGAGAAGGAUGCAGAGCAAGCGGAAAAAAUCAUACACAAGGUUGACGAAAUAACAGAAAAGGUAGACGCACGUGUGGAGCCUAUUAUUGAUGAAGAAGAGAAAAUUGAGGAAGAAACGCAAGAGAAAGAGAAAGGGGAAAAAGGAGUCUGACUCAAGUUCAAACUUGUAAUAAAAACUUUUAAGGAAUACGAUGUACAUAUUUCUUAAUAUAUAGUUCCGAAAAUAAGUUACCAUCGUCCAUAUUAAUUGUAAUCAUAUAAUCGAAGUUUAGACUGUUUAGUCUGUCAAAAUGAACCUUUAUCGAAAGACAUGUUACUAUCUGUUCUCUUAUAUGGUGUAUUUGGUAGGAACGUAACGAUAGAAUCUUUUCUAACAAAAGGAAGAGAUCCCUGGAGAUUUUGAGCAAAAUUUUGACA
Asparagus officinalis (garden asparagus) is the source of this 888-nucleotide messenger RNA. RefSeq lists its product as uncharacterized. The record is from RefSeq and is a predicted model, not a curated record. NCBI's taxonomy places the organism in Eukaryota, Viridiplantae, Streptophyta, Magnoliopsida, Asparagales, Asparagaceae. The transcript has 5 exons. The coding region runs from base 14 to 622 and encodes 202 amino acids.